Messenger RNA from Pteronotus mesoamericanus, 2614 nucleotides. It is a transcript of the gene PCDHB16, whose product is annotated as protocadherin beta 16. Gene Ontology annotation, cellular component: plasma membrane. The transcript has a single exon. NCBI's taxonomy places the organism in Eukaryota, Metazoa, Chordata, Mammalia, Chiroptera, Mormoopidae. The record is from RefSeq and is a predicted model, not a curated record. The coding region runs from base 175 to 2571 and encodes 798 amino acids. Gene Ontology annotation, biological process: homophilic cell-cell adhesion. Gene Ontology annotation, molecular function: calcium ion binding.
CUGCCUGGAAGCUAACGAAUAGCUUUCUCAGCCAGAGCGAAAGUGAGUGUGAAACCUCUUUUAAAAACUCUAUUUUCGGCAUAGUUUUGCCAUUCUGGAAGGCAGGACCGGGCUGCUAGGAUCUUGGGUAUACAUACAUGAAGCUCCUGUGAACCAAAUUUUCAGGAAAGAGCAAUGGAGAUUGGAUGGAUGCGCAAUCGGAGACAAAGGCAAGUCCUUAUUUUCUUUGUUUUGCUGAGCAUGUCUGGGGUGGGCGCCGAUUUAGGGCCCUAUUCAGUGGUGGAAGAAACAGAGAGAGGAUUCUUUGUGGCAAAUCUAGGAAAAGACCUGGGAUUGGGGUUGGCGGAGAUGUCCAGCCGCGGGGCCCGUAUCAUUUCUCAGGGGCGCAAAGAGCAUUUGCAGCUCAAGGUUCAGACUGGAGAUUUGCUCAUAAAUGAGAAACUAGACCGAGAGGAGCUAUGCGGCUCCACUGAGACUUGCGUGCUACAUUUCCAAGUGCUGAUGGAAAAUCCCUUGGAGAUAUUUCAGGCUGAGCUAAGGGUGAAAGACAUAAAUGACCAUUCUCCCGUGUUCACUGAAAGAGAAAUGAUUCUAAAAAUACCAGAAAACAGCCCCCUAGGAAUGGCGUUCCCUCUGAAUAAUGCUGUGGACUUGGAUGUAGGAAGCAACAAUGUCCAAAACUAUGAAAUCAGCCCUAACCCCCAUUUUCAAGUUCUAACCCACAAUCUCAGCGAUGGCAGAAAAUACCCGGAGCUGGUGCUGGACAAAGAGCUGGAUAGGGAGGCGGAGCCUGAAAUCUCAUUAACGCUUACAGCGCUGGACGGCGGCUCUCCGCCUCGGUAUGGGACUGCCCGGGUGCGCAUUGAAGUGGUGGACAUCAACGAUAACGCCCCUGAGUUUGAGCAGCCGCUCUACAAGGUGCAGAUUCCUGAGAACAGCAACGUGGGCUCCCUGGUUGUCACCGUCUCUGCCAGCGAUUUAGAUAGCGGAGUCAAUGGAAAAAUAGUAUACUCACUCUUUCGGCCUUCAGAAGAUACUAGCAAAACUCUGGCAGUAAAUCCUACGACAGGAGAAAUUCGACUGAGAAGACAAGUAGAUUUUGAGACAGUUCAGUCUUACGAAGUGGACAUCAAGGCCACUGAUGGGGGAGGUCUUUCAGGAAAAUGCACUCUUUUCCUGCAGGUGGUGGAUGUGAACGACAAUGCCCCAGAAGUGACCAUCUCUGCACUGACCAGCCCCAUCCCAGAGAACUCGCUUGAGACUGUAGUCGCUGUUUUCAGUGUUUCAGAUCCUGACUCCGGGGACAAUGGGAAGACUAUUUCUUCCAUCCAGGAUAACCUUCCCUUUCUUCUAAAACCUUCAGUCAAGAACUUUUACACCUUGGUAACGAAGAGAGCACUAGACAGAGAAGAAAGAGCCCAGUACAAUAUCACCAUCACCGUCAGUGACAUGGGAACCCCCAGGCUGAAAACCCAGCACAACAUCACCGUGCAGGUGUCCGACGUCAACGACAACGCCCCCGCCUUCACCCAGACCGCCUACACCCUCUUCGUCCGCGAGAACAACAGCCCCGCCCUGCACAUAGGCAGCGUCAGCGCCUCGGACAGAGACGCGGGCGCCAACGCCCAGGUCGCCUACUCGCUGCUGCCGCCCCGCGACCCCAGCCUGCCCCUGGCCUCGCUCGUGUCCAUCAACGCGGACAACGGGCAGCUGUUCGCCCUGAGGGCGCUGGACUACGAGGCCCUGCAGGCGUUCGAGUUCGGCGUGGGCGCCACGGACCGCGGGUCGCCGGCGCUGAGCAGCCAGGCGCUGGUGCGCGUGCAGGUGCUGGACGCCAACGACAACGCGCCCUUCGUGCUGUACCCGCUGCAGAACGGCUCCGCGCCCUGCACCGAGCUGGUGCCCCGCGCGGCCGAGCCGGGCUACGUGGUGAGCAAGGUGGUGGCGGUGGACGGCGACUCGGGCCAGAACGCCUGGCUGUCGUACCAGCUGCUCAAGGCCACGGAGCCCGGGCUGUUCGGCGUGUGGGCGCACAACGGCGAGGUGCGCACGGCGCGGCCGCUGGGCGAGCGCGACGCGGCCCGGCACCGGCUGCUCGUGCUGGUCAAGGACAACGGCGAGCCGCCGCUGUCGGCCAGCGUCACGCUGCACGUGCUGCUGGUGGACGGCUUCUCGCAGCCCUUCCUGCCGCUGCCCGAGGCGGCGGCCGACGCGGCGCGGGCCGACCCGCUCACCGUCUACCUGGUCGUGGCGCUGGCGUCGGUGUCGUCGCUCUUCCUGUUCUCGGUGCUGGCGUUCGUGGCGGUGCGGCUGUGCAGGAGGCGCAGGGCCGGCUUGGCGGGUGGCUGCUCGGUUCCUGAGGCCCGCUUCCCGGGCCACCUGGUGGACGUCAGCGGCACGGGGACCCUGUCCCAGAGCUACCAGUAUGAGGUGUGUCUGAUGGGAGGUACUGGGACAGAUGAAUUUAAAUUUCUGAAGCCGAUUAUUCCCAACCUUCCAGCUCCUGACACUGGUAGGAAUGUAAAGGAAAGUGAGAACUUUAGGAAUAGCUUUGGAUUCAACAUCCAAUAAAAAAUUAUUUUAAGCAUUUAUUUAAUCUUUUUUUAUUCUUGGC